Molecule: messenger RNA, 10470 nt
Organism: Lutra lutra (Eurasian river otter)
Lineage: Eukaryota; Metazoa; Chordata; Mammalia; Carnivora; Mustelidae
Exons: 2
Coding region: 1281-2318 (345 amino acids)
Source: RefSeq, a predicted model, not a curated record
UCCCAGUGGCUGUCCUAGUGCUUGCUGAGGUCAUCUGGGAGGUGACAAGUGGCAACCCCCCCCCAACCACACCCUCCACUGCUUUGUGUCUUUCUUGUUCAGUUACCGAAACAGCUGUAAGCCCAUCUAAAACUAGGUGCGUGGAAAUUGUGCUAGGGUAGUUCCAGUGUGUCAACUUUAUGAAUUGAAAUAUAAACCAGUAAAACUGUAUUACUAUUCCUUUUGUUGGUUUUAUUUUAACAGCAUAUUCAUUAAAUAUUUUGGUACAAAGAGCCUCACUUUGUAGAAACCGGUUUCAUCAUUACAUGCUUCUGCCCCGUUUCCCCUGCUCGCACACGCGGCCCAGGAACCGGACGGGUGUGCGCCGGCACCAGGCAUUCCCACUCGCGCGCGCCGAGCAGCUCCGGGGGGGCCCGGCUUUCCAGGGGAGCGGCUAGACCAGCUGCCCCUCUGGGAGGCUGACGCCUGCGCCCUCACAGCGAACACGGAUUCUGCGAAAUCAAGUGCCAUGCUUACGGGGAGAGGUGCUGUGUGUGAAUUCGUAGGGUUAGGGAAGUCCUACAGGAGGUAAGGGUGUGGGGAGACCUGGAAAGAUGAAAGCAUCUCACAAGGCAGAGACAGGAGGUGGAAUUCCAGGCCUAAAAUGUGAACAGGAGUAGCAGCGGGGGUCCACUUGCGCUCUGCUGAAACUUGCAGGAAGAGAGUCGGCAUGGACGACACACCUCGCGGAAGCUCCUUUCUACUCACUGGUGUGUGUGUGUGUGGGGGGGGGGGGGUUUCCUCCUGUGCCCUGCCCCGUAAGGACACACAGGCCGCCAGCUGGCCCUCUUUACCACCUCACCCCUUCUCUGCAGCAGGAAGAAGAGCAAUGUCCCCAACCCUGCGGUUCUCCCCCCGUGUGACCUGGCCGCAGAUGGAAACGGGCUGAGAUGCAGGCCACAAAGAAGGGAAGGCAGUGAGUGAAGGCCCCGCCCAGUCUGCUGUCCACUGCACCGAAGCCCGGUGAGUGCCCUGAGGGGCCUGGGCCAUGGCAGGUGCUCGACAGCGGCCCCAGAGCGCCUCUGGGAUCCCUUUGCCAUUCACAGGCUGGAGAACCUAUUUCUGGGAUCCACGUUCCUGGCCAGCUGGGGCAGGAAUCCAGAAAGGCCAGCUUGCCCUAUGCUUUUCUAAUCCCAAGGGUCUUAGUGUUGGGGAGUGCAGGGACGCAGCAGCAAUCCUCAUGUCACAGCUGGGAGAGGAGAGAAAGGAGUCCAUGUGCCUAUCGGCCUCAGGUGACUCCGAUGGGCCCUGCUUCAGGAAGGUCCCCUAAUGGUGUUGAGACCCAGACUGAGAACACUGAGUGCUGGAACAGCUCACCACUUGCAGGGUCAGAGUGCCAGGCUGGAAGUUUCAGGUUCAGGAAACUUUCUGCACCGUUAGCAGAGAAGCAGCAGAGAGUUGUAAGGGCCAGGAGGAUGGUCUGCGCUCGACCGUCUCAUCAGAGUGGCCGCUGCACUGAGCCAGAGCGGGUCCACGGCGGCUUUAAGACAGAAGCUUUUAUUUGUAUUCAUCCAAGUGGAGAGAAUGCAACAUGUCAGGGCAUUACAGACGCACCGCAGCGGCAGGACAGAGGGGGAGUCUACGGCAGAGUCCGACAGUCAGUGCGAGGAGCCACAGUGUGGGCGCUGGGGUGGCAGAGAGUCCCUUUGGAUGAAGGCCAGGCGUCUCUGGGCGAGGCACUGGUGACAGUCCACACAUGCAGGCUGCUGCUUCAACCACGCCGCAGGUUUAAAGUUCAGAGUCCUACAUGUCAUCAUUGCCCCAGAGGGGAAGGACAAUCCGUGGCGGCCGCGUUUGCCAAUGUUUUUCAACAUAAUAUACAACAUAAAGUUAUUGCCAAGAACUUUGCACUGCAAAUUAUACUAUUUACACUUGCGUAUUCAGAAAAAACAGUAAAUAGGUAUUUUAAAUUGAUAUCUAAAAACUACCUUGGCCAUCACCAGACUAGAGUGACCGUAAGCUACAGCCAGGAGUCCAAUGUCAUGUGUGUAACCGUGCAGUGGGAAAAGAGAAGUUUUCUACCCACAGCUACACUCGGCCUUCUCCGUGCCUCCUGCGUUCCCCACCCCGGGCUGAGGCUGAGCAGGGCCCCCCUACUCCUGCGUGAGGGAAGCCCCUUCUCGAACAGGCCUGGGCCUCGGUCUGGAACUGGCCGCUUCCUCCCCAGACCAGGCUACCCUUCCUACUCUGCUUGGAGUGGUAACGAGUCCAACAGGCCCCUCCGCGAAUGCUACGCGGCGCGCAGACCAGCGUGUGGGGCUGUGGAGCAAACAGGCUGAGCCGGGCCCAUCAGCCUCACUGCUCCGAAGUGCCCUCACCCUAAUUAGGACAGAGCCCGUCCUCCCUGUCCUGUCCCGUCCUCUCGAAGGUGUGGCUGGGGCCCCACCGGCCACUCAGGCCAGCAGACCGCGCCUGGCGGGAAAGGCCUGAGCUCAGAGACACUUCGGGCUCUGUAUGCAAGGCGAGCCCCGCCGGGGCUGAAGCAGAGGAGACCUGCCCGACAACGGUGGCUCGAGCCUCACUAGAAACUCACCCGAAGCCGGGGGGUGGGGGGCAGAGGACGCCCACCUCAAGUCCGCAUUCACUUUGCUUCCGUACGCCCCCGGGAAGGAAGUGCAUCUGAGGGCGGGAGACCGCACACUGCCAGCCAGCGCCACCUGCGAUUCCUGGGAGGUGCCAGAAAGAAGGCCCCGGACUCGGGGGCCCUGAGGUUGCCUGUCAUCAGUCUCCCCAGCUGGGUUUCUGGACACAGGCUGUCUAGAGAGCUUCGUCUCCGAGAACGGGAGCAAGAAAUGACUGGCCCCGCCGCUGAGAAACCACUGCAGCCAGUGAGCUCUGAGUGCUCCCUCGACGAAGGAGGGGUGCAGUGUGAACCCCGCCUGACUGCCCAGGGCUGGUCUGAGCGUGAGACCCUGUCCUGGUCAGGGAAAGGGACGCAUCUAAUGGCGGCACUUCUGACACGACAGGGGAGAGAAGAGGUAUUUGGGGAAUCGGCUUGCCCGGCGAAAUUCCAGUUACAGCUCGUGUGGGUGUCCUCAGGACCCCAGGGCUCAGUGCCACAGACGCUGUACUCCGCGAGGCCAACCCAGUGACACGUAUCACAGAAGGAGCCCGCCUGGAGCAACGUGUCUCGCCCCUGACACACCAAACUCCCGAGCCGGAGGUGGGGAGCAGUGCUCAGCCCAGAGAAGACGGAGGAAAAGGCUGGACGCUGAAGAAGUCACGUGUGGAGAACGGACCUCUUUAAGGGUCUUCUGAGUGAUCUAAAACUCCUAUCUGUCCCACCCCAAAUUUCCAUGAGCAACAACAAAAAUCUGACUUUACAGAACAGCGGAAAUAUUUAGGUUAGAGUCCAAAAGAAGAAGAAGAGCCUUCUGACCAUCUGUGGCCCUAAGCAGGAAAAUGGCAUCAAGCCUGCCCAGGAGAGGGCAAGCGCCUGGGCCAGGCUCCAGCUCCAGAGGGGACUGUGGUGCCUGACUGACACGAGCCUCCCUCUGAGGCCUGAGCUGCCUGAGGAAAGGCCAACACCUGGCAUCACAGCCAGGCCCACUUUUGUCCUUUCCCUUCCAUGAGCCCAGAAGUGCUUCUGGAAAAAGCAUUUUCUGCUCCUCAGAAAAGUUACCCACCUACUAUCAGAACACGAUCGCCCCCGCCCCCAAGCCCCCAAAAGAGAUGAGACCAGGGUCCAAAGUCUAAAAGGCAACAACCUCCACGAAAGGGAGCCUGACAAACCCCAAGCCGGCCUCCCAACAGGCCUUGGAAGCACAGCUUUGACCAUAACUUCCUUCCAAAACCUUCCCCUGGUUCCCAGCACUGACAAGACAAAGCUUCACUCCAGACAGCAUGCAGUGUUCUAGGUUUCCAGCGGUUUCCUAGCACCACCUGCCCAGGGUAGCACCCAACCCCUCACCUCCAGUCUGGGGCUCCAGAGGACCAGGGUGCGGGCAGACCACGUGCAAAGCACCUGCAGCUGCGGGGGAGCCUCACCUACUGCCACAGGCCUGCUGGGGGCCCGGGGAGGGCAUGUGUGCAGGCACUCAGAUCGGGCCCUGCCACGGCAGCUCCUGUCACUGCGCGGGAAGCACGCAGCCCCCUCCUCCCCGAAGGAGAAUGAGGGCGGCUUCCAGCCCCCGGACUUAGCACCUCUCCGAUGCUCCACUACAGCAGCUCCCUUCCCCUGCCCAGAAACUUCGGGGGGGGGAGGCGAUCUGGAAAGCAGAAAGCACUAUAUACAUUUAUAGUUGUUUUCAUUGCCCCAACUACAUCGAGCACCUUGGGGCAGGCACCAUGAGUGACUCACCUCACUGUCCCCCAUACCCAGUGGAAGGCCUGGCCUCAGGCAGGCUGUGAUACACCCAGCAGGGCUGGCUUUAGCCUGUGACACACACACACCUCCUGCCUCAAGAGUGUGUAGGCUUCUUGAGAGUCCCGACCGUCCUGUGGGCUGGCUGCAUGCAGACGGAAGUGAGUCCUGCCUGGAAGCCCUCCUGCCCUGAACUCAAUUCUGGAGAGGGAGGGAGCUCACUUUUACCCUCACACCAAGGCCCCAGGCCAAACUCUAACUCUGGCUUAAGACCGAAUGUUCAAUUUGUCUUGCCCUGGUCAAUGGUCUUUAGGACAGCAAGAGCCUGGAUGUGGAGGAUUUUAUCAAGCCCUGCCCAAAGUGGGGGGACUCCCUGCCCCCUAAAGCCAAUGGCCAGAAAGACCAACUCUCUUGUCCUCUCAUUCCAACUUACCAACUCUAACCAAGUUCUUGCCCAAAAAGCCCAGACGAAAUACAGAUACCAUUUGUAACCACAGAUCUGGUCUUCCACGACGAGAGUGCUGGAUCUAAAAUGCAUCUGUGAUGAGUUUACCAUCUUGCACACAACCUCUCCCUGGCUCCCGAGCGCCCGGAGAAUGAGGUCCCAUGCUCUUCGGCCCGGCACUCAGGGCCCUUCCCAGGCUGGGCCCCAUGUGCCCGCCUGACGGCGCGGUUCCUGGUGUUCCACACACACACCCUCUCCUCUCCAGAGCAGCUUCCUUCCUACGGCUCUCCUGAUUCACCCUUAGCCCUUCUCUCCUCGGGGCCCCGGUCACCUUGGACUUCCCUGAGCACCAUUCUGCUCUGUAUUUAGCUCUCACCUGUCAAUGCAGCCCCCCGCCCCCGCCACCGACACACUCACUCAAAACCUGUGAUCCUUACGGGCCAGGACUGCACCUUCCUCCUCAGCGCUCACACAGGACAGACGCUCUCAGGAAGCCCUGGUGGGAACGUGGAUGGGCCAGGCAGCGGAAGGAAGGACGUUUCCAAUCAUGUUAUUCAAUAAGCCAAGGGGUGAGCAGUCUCUACAGUCUAAGACAGGUUGGCAAAACACGGCCCACUACCUGUUGAGCGUUGGUUUGUUUAAGUACAGUUGGUGGGGUCGCAGCUGCGCUGUGUUCAGCACCGUCUCUGGCUGCGCCUGUGCCCCCACAGCCUGGCUGAUUAGCCGUGAGUCUUGAGUCGUCCGUGGAGCCCGAAAGACUGUCUGUCCCUUUCCAGAGUCCGCCAACGACAGGACUAAGGCAGUGCUCCCACAGCCUUCCUCAUUAGGGUGCACACAGGUGACACUAAGGUGGCCUGCUGGGACAGAAAGCAAGGCCGCUUGUAGUUAAGAGACACUGGGCCCUGGGGUUCUGGCCACCCCAAAGGCUGCAGGGAUCCGUGUCUCAGAGCACCUGUAACCUUUCAUAGCUCUGCCCUGAAGGUUCAAAACUGUAGCUGCCUCUUUAACCUUAAUCCCCAGCAGAGCUACAGAAGUAACAGGUGCAGAGAGCCACCCUGACGCCGCGGCCCUGCGUGCCACUGUCCGGGAUGAGCCCCAGGUGGCAGGCCUGAGCAGACACCAAAGUCAUCGUGCUGUUCUUCCCCUCGUUAAAGUCCUCUGUAAAGCCAGUCAGCGACUUCCCACCAGCUACAGACCGUGUUCCAGAGAUGCUAAAUCCAGACUCAGCGUCCAAGAAUCCAAGCUCCAGACCUUGCCCAGGUAAAGAAACCAAAACAUUGCUUUAAAAAACACACACAAAACAGAAGGCCUCUGCACGAAUGAACACCCAGUACUUGGGACUCCCUUUGACUGGCGAACCCAGCAGGGCAGACGUGUGGGAACGCUUGGGGAAAGGGUAAGAUGCUGACUGGCCGGGCUGCAACCCUGUCUACUGCCAGAGAGCACAGGAGGCCUCACCCCUCACGCCAGCGAGGACUGGGCCCCACCGAACUCCCCCUCCCCAGCCCAAAGGAGAGGGCUUUUGCCACACUGCCACCCCUCUCCUGUCAACUCCCUGCCCUGCCAGCACCUUCCUCCCUCCCCCACCUUCCCCAUCUUGGCCCCAGUACCACUGUCCUCUCGGUGACCUACUGAAGAGAGGCCCAGGAGAAGUGCUUGGGCAGUGCCCCCCCCCACACUACCCUUAGGACACUGUGGUUCCCUGGCCCCCUCCUGGGUGCCACCACAUCCAUCCUCCCACUCAGUUGGGGCGAAGAGCCCGGCCUGUGAAGAGACCCCAUUGUUGCAUCUGUGGCGGCCUCUGCCUCCCACCUCCGGUCCUUCCCCAUCCAACUGUCCAAAUCAACCCUCCAGAAUACUCUGACCAUUUUAGAAGAGGAUGAUCACUGAAGGGCACAGUACCCAGGGCCUUCCCUCAACUGACUCCAAAUUACACGUCCCAUCGGUCACCACCCUUCUGACCAUCGGUCACCACCCUUCUGACCGUCCCAGUUCCCGGGAGGGAGUAACUUCACGCUGCUCCAGGCCACGCCCUUUCCGCGCGCACCACGUGCCGCCACCCCCCCCCCCCGCCAGCCCCCCGCUGCCACACCAGCCCUUUCUUCAAAGCUCUCCUCACGACCCUCCUGGCAGCCUCCCACCCAGCUCGGGUGGCCGUCUCGGGGGGAAGACUUUGGCACUCCAGUCAGAGCCGCUCAGGUCCUCAGCCCUCACAGGCCUGGCUCCUGCACUGAGCGGAAGGCCCGCCAGAGUUUUUGCCAACCACAGAAGACGGCGCUGACCUGUCAGACGCCCGGGCAACGCCUCUCUCUUCCCGUGUACUCCUCUCGGGCAACAGGCUCACCUACUCUGCUGUCUAAGCCGGAAACCCUCCCGUUCUCUCCAGCUGUUCCUUCUGCCCCACCGCAGAGCCUGGUAAGCAGCAGCAGGUGACAGUGAAGAUUUCUCAACGACUCCAUGUGUCCAAGAGGGGAGAAGUGCUCUCAACAGUGUCCCCAUAUGCAUCAGAUAUCAGCAUCCUUCCAAACCUGAUAUCCCAUGGAAGGAAUUCCUCUGCACUAUGCCAACAGCUUGCUUAAACGUUCCUGGUACCAUGGGCCCCAUUUCUCACCAUACCUAAUCUCCCAGGGCAGCCCUGUCAUCAUGGGAAGCACAUGUUAGCCCAAAAUGCCCAACCGGCUUUCUAUAACCAUCCUUACCCUUCUAGAGCCACAUACAAGUAAAGAGAACCCUUUGAAAUAGCUAAGGGAUAAGUCCUCCCCUUCCUCAACCUCAGUGAAUCUCUUUUUGAGGGGCUUUCAGCUUUCCAGAGUUCCCCAGGUGCCACCUUCCAGAGGUUUCUCACAUCCAGGAUGCCCACAAUAUUUUCCUUAUGUAGCCUCUAGGGACAUGAGGGGUGUUAGAAAGCUGAGCAACUUCUGAGACCGUCUCCAUAAUGGAUGGGUCCGACAAGAUCCCAGCAUCUGAGCACUCAGGUACGUGUCACUGUGAGGGUGACCCCUUUGGUCAGGAGCACACACUGAAGGCCUGGGCAGGGACAGAUGACAGCCAAAAUGCCGGUGAAGCUGAAUACACAAAGUACAACCCUAACUGCACCCUGCGCCCCCUCACCGGCCCCUGGGGGUCUCCAACAGCCAUCGCUGACUUGCACAUGGUGGCAGAGUCCGGUUACGGAGCAAAAAAGAUGGUGCGGAAACAGAUGGAGCUGAGGCUAACCUGUCCGUCCCCCGGCCCGGGGCGAGUUCACGAACAGUUCUCCAAAGGAACCAGACCAGAAAGCCUGAAGUCGGGAUCCUUUUCUCCCCACAUGGCAGGGGGUAAGGGAAGGAGAGGGAGCGUAGGUUUCUGCUUAUUUUGUUUCCAACCACAAGGGAUCUACUCCAGGAGCUGGAAGGGAGGCCCGGGGAAUGCAUCACAGCGCCGAGGGGAACCGGCAGCCCGGCGGUUUGGAAAACGGGGCGGGCAGCAGUGCCCCGCAGGGUCACAAACCACCAGUACUGCACACGGUGAGUGCUAUCAGGCCGGGGGGCCGAGCUGAGCCGGUGGCAGGGCUGUGUAAUUUGGGGCAGGUCAUUGUGGCUGAGCCUCCAUUUCCUCAUCUGCAAAAGGAGAUCAUUUCUGGGUCCCACAGUUGGGGUGUAAUUUAAAUCUCAUCUCUAAGAAAGGGCUUCUGUUUACUCCCAAAACAGUGGAAGACAUGUUAUUUCUUCUGUGUGGUUAAAAACUCACUUAUUAGGAGCCACAGUGUUUGGCCACAAACAAGCUGGGGGGCUUGGCGAGGCUGUGGGCUUCUGCGUCCUGGCCCGCACCGUGGAAACGAAGCACACGCCGCGGCGGCGCCGGAGCGGCCCCUGGGAGAGAACUAAGGGAGCGUUGGGACAGGUGCUCACCCCGCUCACACACAAGUCACUAUUCUGGAACUCGGGCAAGCGGGGUUUAAAACCGUUCCUUCUUCCUGCCCCCCUCCAGCAUCCUGGCAGAUGGCACGGAGAAACGGCCUACUGCCAAGGACCGUGCCCUGUGGUGAGGGAGAACUGUUCUGCCCCGGAGAGGAUUCGGUCUCCAUCCCCAGGCAGAGACCCAAGUGGCCAUCAUCAGCAAAGGAGCCAGCAGCCAGGUGUGUAGCAAUGGGAGAAGGGACAAGGGCGGCAGCGUGGCUCACAAGACCUCCAAGCCACCCCAGUGGGGAUCACCAAUCACGGCCCAACUGGGGUUGGGGCAGGGGGCCUGCCUGCUACCUUCAGGCUGGCAGCCCGUCCUGAAGCCUCGACUGGGAAAGUCCUGCUGAUCAGGACAGGCCACUGCCCCCUGCCACUCCCCCAGGACCCCUCAAACCUGGGGUCCUCUUCCUUUUACCCCAUAACUCAAAACCUCACCAGGCUCAAGUCUUCAAAGCACUCCCAUUACCAGUAAACAAACCAUUAGCUAAAUGCAAGCAAAGACCUCAAGUGCUCAUUGAUAUUCAAACAGAAAAAACAAGCUUGAAGUACAACAGCUUCCUUUGUUUAAAAUGCAGCCACACCUUAGUCUUCUAGCCUAUCUUUCCAGUUUAUUAAACAACCUUAUCCAAUUGGUCUAACAGAAAAUAGCCCUAAAAGCCCAGGAUAUCUGGUCCAGAACAACCUCAAGUCAGAGAGCCUGGCUUCAGCACAGGAGCCUUUGAGCUCAAGGCCCUGUGCCCCGAAGGCCCCGAUCGACCCGGCCCACUGCCUGCACACCUCCUUCCGGCCACACAGUGCUCCCCUCACCCUGGUCCAGACGGCACCCACUGCGCACGUGGCGUGACGGAACGAGGCUUUAGCAUCACACACAGUGGGGUUUCAUUCCUAACUCUAGUGCUUAACUCCGAGCCUCGGUCUCUUCUGUUGUAAAACAAGAAUCCUACCUCCAAGAAGCUUGUUGGAGAAGAAUGUCUGAGUGCCUGGCCCACACAAGAGAGCAAUUUGAGCAUUUCUUCCUUUUCUUUCUUCUGUUCCUUCAAUCUGCCGCUGCCCACAGCCCAAAAUAACUUAAACGGAAGGCUGUUAUUGCCUUCACUCCCUGAAAACAUUUAGCUGACAGGUAAGGCAGAGACCAUUCUUCCCAACCUUCCGCAGGAUCACGGUAGGUGAAACCAGACCAAGACUGAGAGACCGGCCCUGAGGCCGUGCGAAGAGAAUGACCGCUCCGCAGCCAGGCUACCGUUUCCUCCUGUGGACCAGAAGCAGCCAAGGAGGUACCGCCGACACCUCCGGCUGGGACGCGCUAGCCAGCCUCCCUCCAGCUGCCUGGGCAGACGAUACCCCAGCAAAGGCAGCGCCGUCUGCAGAAAAGGCAAAGUUCUGCCAAGUAAAGACCAAGACCCUCCUUAGAAGGACCAAGUUAAACUGACUGGUCAAGGCGGGGGGCGGGGGGGGGUGGCAGGGGAGAGGAGGAAAGAAAAAAGGAAAGAAAGGCCUCCCUCAGUCUUGGCUCAUUGAGGCAGUGGCUCCUCCAAACAGCCACAGCUGGGGCGCGCGGUGGCUUCUGCCAGGACAUUGGUUAUAGGAGUAUCUCUUGAUACUUAAGUCAAGAAAAGCCUUCCGCUUUGGGGCUGCAGUGAGAGAGCAGGUCUUUGGAGUUUCCCCUGGAGCUGGGGGCUGCUGAGUCCCCUCCUCUUUCACUUACCAUUGCAAACAAUAAAUGCCUUUGGUACAAUUAAAAG